GCAGAAAGGACGGAUGCUACAAUGCUGACCAUACAUAUUGUCUUGUUUCACAUCACCUUGCUCUGUGCCUUCACCAAACCAAAUGAGAUCAAACCAACCCGUGUGAUGGUUACCAAGCUGGGAGGCACUGUUACUCUCGCCUGCUGCAAUCCAAACAAGUCGAUUACCAGAUUUGAUUGGUACAAGCAGAAUUUUGGACAGAAACCGCUUCACAUGGCAUCAUCUGUUUAUCGGGGCCAGGAGAGUCAUUAUCCCGAAAGGUUUGCCAAUGUGUUUACUGAGACUAAACGUCUGAGUAUCAAGAGAGGAGAAGACAGCUUCAACUUGACAAUCUCCGAGGCAGAGCCUGGGGACUCGGCUAUGUACUACUGUUCAGUUUCCAACAUCUUUGAUGUCACAUUCGAAGAGGGUACUGUUUUAAUUGUCAAAGACUCAGGAUCCAAAUGCAUGUCUUUGAAUCAGCAACCUGUUUCAGAAUCAGUCCAUCCAGGAGACUCUGUGACUCUAAACUGUACAAUAAACACUGGGACCUGUGAAGGAGAACACAGUGUCUAUUGGUUCAGACGUGACUCAGGAGAAUCCCAUCCAGGAAUAAUUUAUACCAAUGGAGACAGGAGUGGUCAGUGUAUGAAGAGCCCUGAGUCUGGGUCUCCUACACAGAGCUGUGUCUACAACCUCCCCAAGAGCAACCUCAGCCUCUCUGAUACUGGGACUUACUACUGUGCUGUGGCCUCAUGUGGAGAGAUACUGUUUGGGAAUGGAACCAAGCUGAAUGUUCAAGACCCGUUGGGUAAUCCGAUUUAUCCUCUACUCUUCAUCGUUAUUUCUUUCCUGACAACUACUGUAAUUAUCAACAUUAUAUUCUGUAUGAGAAUGAAGAGGUCACAAUGUGAACACUGUGCAGCAGGGACCCUUUCUCAUCAAACCCAGCAUGGGAACACCAGCAUGUCACGUGAAGAGCUCCAUGAUGAUGAUGAUGAUGAUAAUGAAGGCCUGACUUAUGCCGCCCUGAAGUUCACUGACAAGAAAAGUACUAAGUCCAAGAGACUGCCUAGGGAACAGAGAGAUUUGAAAGAGCAGAAAGAACAGGAACCCGUCUACUCUCGUGUGAGUCGUCAAAACCGAAUGUGACAUGUGAGGUCCCACAUUUGACCUGCAUGUUCAGCUUGAUUGAAUAUUUUACAUGGCUAUUCUGUAUACUUCUCAUCGAAUGACAUAGCAUGGGACUAGCUUAAUUAAGAGACUGCAAAGGCAUAAUUUACUUAAUCUCAUUGUCAUAUUUACUUUCAACCACUUGGUAGAAGUAUUACGAGUCUGCAAAUUGUAUUCCAAAACAAUUACAAGAUUCAUAGAUUUGGAGGCAUAAGUUGAC
Molecule: messenger RNA, 1372 nt
Organism: Esox lucius (northern pike)
Lineage: Eukaryota; Metazoa; Chordata; Actinopteri; Esociformes; Esocidae
Exons: 6
Coding region: 22-1131 (369 amino acids)
Biological process (GO): response to bacterium
Source: RefSeq, a predicted model, not a curated record